Laccaria bicolor S238N-H82 is the source of this 2010-nucleotide messenger RNA. RefSeq lists its product as uncharacterized. The coding region runs from base 1 to 2010 and encodes 669 amino acids. NCBI's taxonomy places the organism in Eukaryota, Fungi, Basidiomycota, Agaricomycetes, Agaricales, Hydnangiaceae. The transcript has 4 exons. The record is from RefSeq and is a predicted model, not a curated record.
AUGGAGAUGAAGGCUUUAGUUGAAACAGUUCGACCAGAGAAGUCCAAAGGAAAAGAAAAGGCUAAUGUAUCAUCUGAUGAACAACCUGCUGAAGACUCAUAUGAACCUUGCAUGAAGGUCCCUGUCUCAGCUUUGGAGGGAUGCCUGGCCUCCUUUAUUGCAGCAGAUGAGAGAAGAACUAAAGCCAGCACACAGUUCUUUGCAGAUACAGGUCUUAUGGCCAUGCUGUGUCGUCAUGACCAUGUUCUCUGGCUAGUAAACAUGACUACUGCUGGAGAAUGCCAAUACUAUGCUCUGGUAUUGAUAAAAAUGCUGUUUAUGAAUUUGCCUUUAUCAAUGACAGUUGGAAUUUUGUAUGACAUUGGAUGCCAGUUGGAGAGAAGUUGCCAAAUUUGGGGGUUCCUGGAGGAAUUCAUGGCAAGAAUCCUUUUUGCACUUGCAGUUUUCCAUGCAUAUGGACACCAGUGGCCCUGCCAACUUGGUUAUCACCCUCGUAAAUGUGAAGGUUUUGGCCUCUCUGAUGGUGAGGGUUGUGAACAUUUCUGGAGUGCUAUCAAGUUAUUAAUUCCUUCAAUGUGUGUGGCAGGGUUUUAUCAUCGGCUGUUUACCAUUGAUACUCAGGUCAAGCAUCUGGAUAAAAAGUCUUUUGAUAUGAUGGGUAAAUGGCUUCAACGCAAAUGGUUGUCUUGCAUGGAAAGAAAAAUUGAGGCUGAAUUGAUUCUCAAUGAACUGGGGUUGGAAAUUUCUUUGCUUGAAAAUGAAUGGAAGCAGCAAGUGGCGGCACAGACCAAGCCCUUGGCACAACAAUCAAAGAAUAUUGCAAAUGUUGCAAUUAAGGAAAUUUUGGCUUUAUAUACUGCAAAGAAAAGUUUUGCAACAGAGUUGGGAGGGCUUGAUGACCAGCUAAUUUCUGGGGUCUAUGGGGAUGAUAUGUCAGUGGAGGAUGUUUUGGCUGCACGUAAAGCAAUCAUGAAGAAGCAAGGUGUGAUUGAGGCAAAUAUAAAGACAAAGAAGAAAAGGCUGGGGGUUAAAGAUAAGGAAGAUUUGAAAAGUUUGAUGGGCAAUAAGUUUCUUCAAUUGAAACUUAAUGCCAGGGCUCUUAAACAAAGACUCAGAGAUCAUUUAAGAAAUCGGAAAUUUGAAUUGGAAAGGUUAGAGAGAGCAUAUCGACAAACAACUUCCAAUGAGACUAAAUUACAUUCACAUGUCCAGAAACAAGUCAAUAGGCAGCAACCAACAAUUGCUAGAUUGGCAAACAAGUACAAUGACAUGUGCUAUGAUAUGACAAAGCAAAUCCAGCAGGGAAAGGCCCCUGGCAAUUCUAUAGCCCCUGUGCCAAUCAAUCGGGAGCAUUUAUUUGCUCUAGAUGUGGAUGAUGACAUCUGGCAGGAUGUUGGAUUAGAUGAGAAUGAAAGUGAGGUUAUACCUGGCUGGCUUGGGAAUGAGAAGAUUCGUGAAGGAAUCAAAGGAAUGCUGACAACCAAGAGAUGUGCAGAAGAGAUGGCCAGAAUCAAACGAGAGCGAACAGCCCUGCAGGAGUGGUCAAGGGAAGAGUGGGAAGCUAUCAAUAUGGCCAUUCUUAUGUGUGAGGAUGAAGACAUUGAGCAUCAGUUGGUUAUCAGAAAGUCAAGACAUCUGAGUUUGUGUGCACAGUGGAGGGAACAGGUGUCUCUGAUUCCUGGCACAUAUCCAAUGUUGAAAGGAUGGGGACCUAAUGUCAAAGAUUUGGAGACUGCAUUGAAGGAUUUGUCACAAGAAAAUGUUGAUGAAGAGGGAAGUGAUGAUGAACAAUUGAAUUGCACAUAUAAUGUUGAAGAAGCAGACAACAACAAUGUUAUUGAAGAGACAGAAUUCAUGGCAGUGUCAGAUGCAUUCAGGGUAGCAGAUAAUGGGCUGGCCUUUGGGAGAUGGGAGAGUGAGGAUUUGUGGGAGGAUCUGGAAGAUGAUGAAGAAGAUAACUUGGAGGUUGGAACAUCUCGAAAGAGGUCAAGGCAGAAGUAUUAUAGGUAG